AGACAUAUUGUCCAAUGUAAACGGCUGAUGACGGGUUCCCCAACUGUUAUAUCCUAUCUUAUGCGGAACAUUCUCCUCCUUUUCCAUCCCCACAGAGAAUUUGAGGAAAACGAAAGACAGUUUAAAAGAAAAGACCAAUAAUCCUCUUCAGCACUUCUGCUUUUCGAUGAACAAUGGACACAAUCAUUUGUCAACCAUUCAUUUUUUAGUGUUUUAGUUUGUUUGGCCGGCUGAUGUUUAUUUGGAAACCUUCAUUAUUUCUGUUUUAUGAAACUUUUGUCGCAUUUCUAUCUCUAAACUUUUGUCGCAUUUCUAAUCUUCCAUUUCAGUAUAUUAGUAAACAACAAUAUAUGAAAAGCAAACCGUUUUUCACAGUGUGGUCACUUUCAAUAUAAAAAUAAGUAUUAUUCCCUGUUGCCAAGCACAAGCCUCUCCAAUCCACGCUUGCAUGGUGGAUGGAGAGGCCCACUUGUAUCUAACUCCUUACUCAUCUUCUUUCUUGGCCCCCAAUGUAACCAAAAUGACCCCUCCAAACCUGUUGUUAGACUUAGUAAAGUGAAAGCCAAGAAACACAUCCAAAUGAUGAUAAAGAUGGAGUCUAAUAUAAUGUAUUACCCAGGAUCUGCAUCUCUUCAUACCAAACACCUCACUUGUACAUUUUAACCAUUUAAUUUUCUACAAAUCUUAGCACUCCCUUAUCAUUUAAGCUGAGCUGAUGCAGAAUUUGAGGUUCUAGAUGUUCUAUAUAGUUUUGUUUAAUAGGAAAAUACUGUCCACCCGACCAUUUAAAAUGUCGUAUUAACAAUCUAGUUGAUUGCAGUAUUUUAAUGUUUUAUGUAAAAGUAAAUUCGCAACAUACCAUAUAGAAAGAGAGAGAUGCCUUUGAAGUAGGAGAUAAUUCAGGAAGUUCCUACAAUAGGAUUGGAAACAGGCUGUUUAUCCUUGUCAGAAACUUAUGCAACAUUCGAUAUAUAGUUUUCCAGAUAACUCAUCCAUCUGAAUCAAUUUAUCAAUUCUGCCACUGAAAUUGGCAGCAAUUGUUUGCUGUUGCUAUAAUUUGCCGAGGUACCCACCACAGGAUUCGUCCAAUUUGGAGGUAUCCAUCAUAUGAUUCCUGUAAUUUUGGAAGUGCUCAUCACAAAAUUCAUCUAAUUUGGAGCUACCCAUCUGCCCUGCCCAGCGCAAAUGAUAAAACUGAUGGGUGUACUCAUAAUCUGUUCUUCAUGCUUUCUGCAUUUGGGUUAGUUUUGCAGGAAGUGAUGGGUUUUGAUAGUGACGUGUUUGUCGUUUGAUGAUUUAAAGAGCAAGUUUUGCUAGGAAGAAUUGCAGAAUUCCAGGGCUAUAAACUCGAGGAGACAUGGCAAGCAGUGCAACAUCUCAUGGUGCACCUCCUCAUGUGUUUCAAAGGGCAGAAAUUGACACUACAGCACCAUUUGAGUCAGUGAAACAAGCAGUUAGCUUGUUUGGAGAGAGAGUUCUUGGAGGACAAAUAUAUGCAAAUAAGAUUAAGCUUCCAGUUGGACAGAGGCGGAUAUCAAAGGAGACAGAACUGCAUCUAGUUCAAAAGGAACUAGCAAAAUCGAAGGACCAGCUCAAAAUUGCGGAGGGCACAAAGGUUCAGGCACUUGUUGAGCUUGAAAAGGCCAAGAAAGUGGUGGAAAGUUUGACUUACCAGCUAGAUAAGACAAAGGAAUCGAAAGUAAAAGCUAAUGAGGCCUCUGAAAACGCCAGACUCUGUGCAGAAGAGCUAGUUGCUGCAAACAUGAAAAGUAAAGAGCGUGGGAUUACAGUUUGGCAGACAGAGUUUGAUUCUGCAAGAGAGCAUCAUAGUAAUGCUGCAGCUGAGUUAGAAGCUGCCAAGAAGGAGCUUCGAAGAAUCAAACAACAGCAUGCAACUUCCUUGGAAACCAAAUUAUCAGCAAUCAAACAGGCAGAAGAUGCAACUCUUGCAAAAGAAAUGAAUGCUAAUAAAGCAAAGGAGAUUUCAAUGGAAAUUGCCAAAGCUAAUGAAUCACUUGUUCUUGUUAAAUUAGCUUCCAUAGAAGCAGAGAAGGAAAAAGCUGCUAUUCUAAAAGAAAAAGAGGUUGAACUUGAUACACUUAAAUCUGCACAGAGUGCAGAAAAAAUAUAUGAAAAUAUGGGUGCUUUGAAGGAGGAACUUGAUGCUUCAAAGCAUAAAGAGGCAAUGUUGGCCAAAACAUCUGUUGAAAUAGAAAAUUUGCAAAUAGAGCUAGAUUUAGCAAAAGAGUCUCAGUCCAAGGUUGCUACAGCUUGUUUUGAUGCCAAAAAAACUAUGAGUUUGGUAGAAUUGGAGACUCAGAAAACAGAACAAACUGUGUCUGAUGCAAAUUCUUCAAUAGAAUCUAAGGUUGUGGAGCUUGAGGAAGCAAAAGAGAAUCUGAAGAAAGCUAGAGAAGAGAGUUUUUCUCUAAAAGCUUCAUUGAAUUGUGUAAGGGAAGAACUGGGGCAGGUAAGGAAGGAACUUGCUGAAUUAACUAAGAGAGAGUCAGAAGCAGAAGCGACAGCAGCAUCUUUGAAUGCUGAACUUCAUAAAAGCAGAUCACGAGUAGCAGCUGCUGCAGCAGCUGAAGCAAAGGCGAAAGGUGCUACAUCAGGUCUGUCACUGGCUCUACAACAACUGGCCUCUGAAGCUGAAGAGGCUAAGAAAGAGGCCGAAGCAAUGAGAGAAGAAGCUCAAAAGGCAAGGUAUGAAUCUGAUCAAGCAAAGGCAACUGUUACAGCCAUUGAGAAUAAAUUGCAAGAUGCUUUAAAGGAGGCUGAGGCAGCUAAAGCAGCAGAGAUAGUAGCAAUUGAGAGAAUAAAAGCACUCUCUGAGAAAACAAAUGCUGCACGAGCUUCUACUUCAGAUUCUGGUGCUGGGAUCACAAUUUCACAAGAUGAGCAUGAUUCCUUAAAUAGGAGGGUUAAAGAAGCAGAUGAACUUGCAGAUAUGAAGGUGGGUGCAGCUAUGGCUCAAGUUGAUGCAGUAAAAGCAAGUGAACAGGAAAUCUUGAAGAAAUUGCUAAUUGCGAAUCGAGAAAUUGAAGAACUGAAGUCCGCAGAAGCACAAGCAUUGCAAAAGGCAGAGAUGGCUGAAGCAGCCAAGAAAGCAGUUGAAGGUGAGCUAAGGAGAUGGAGAGAGCGUGAACAACGGAAGAGGUCUGUAAAAUUUGAAACUGCACAAGAGUUAACAAACACUGGAAACAAUGAUUCUUCCAGGUCAUUCAUACAAAAUAAAUCGAUUCACCCCGAAUCACUUGCUGAGGUGCUGAAUAUAAAGAUUCCCUCUCCUGGACAACUACAGGGUGGACAAUCUGUUGAUGCCUAUGUUUCUCAGAAAAAGAAGAAACAUCUCAUUCCCAACAUUGGGCGCAUAUUUAGUAGAAACAAAAGUCAAUUGAAUGAUAGUUCUCUUAAAAAUCAGUUUUGAGAGAAUGUUACAUGGCUUUGAGUUUAAGCAGCAUUUGUAGCAAUCUUAAUUUGCUAAUGAAAUAUCAACUUCUUCACCAUCAGUUUGUUGGAUGAGGUUCCAUUGAUGUGUAGCAGCAUAUGGAGGUGGAACACAUUUAAUGCAUUCUUUUAUCUGCAGUCUCCUCAGUUUCGUUCUGUCUGCAGUGAAAUAUGUGACUUUCUAGCAAUGUUUCAUUAUUCAAUAUGAAAAAAACUUCCUGUACAUGUUUCUUGCACAGAAAUUUCCUAGCCUGAAGCCAAAUAAAUGUGUAUUUGUGACUUUACAAAGUUAGUCUGAUAGCAAGCCUAUUACUGUAUAGACACUGUUGGUUCUGUUAAAGGCUAUAAAAUGUUUGACCCUUAUCGAGUAAGUGCUUUGCUUGGUUUAUUCGGUAGUGAAAGACUUGGCAAUGUAAGCUUAGAGUUUUGGAGAGAACUAUUUUAAAAUAAAUAUUCAUAUUAUUUCAAUCAACAUUUAUGAAAUAAUGAUCUCGUGA
Molecule: messenger RNA, 3947 nt
Organism: Cryptomeria japonica (Japanese cedar)
Lineage: Eukaryota; Viridiplantae; Streptophyta; Pinopsida; Cupressales; Cupressaceae
Product: WEB family protein At5g55860
Exons: 3
Coding region: 1358-3430 (690 amino acids)
Source: RefSeq, a predicted model, not a curated record